Epinephelus fuscoguttatus (brown-marbled grouper) is the source of this 4824-nucleotide messenger RNA. RefSeq names its product secretory carrier-associated membrane protein 1-like. The coding region runs from base 207 to 1214 and encodes 335 amino acids. The record is from RefSeq and is a predicted model, not a curated record. Gene Ontology annotation, biological process: protein transport. Gene Ontology annotation, cellular component: trans-Golgi network membrane; recycling endosome membrane. NCBI's taxonomy places the organism in Eukaryota, Metazoa, Chordata, Actinopteri, Perciformes, Serranidae. The transcript is spliced from 9 exons.
UUUGCAUCGCAUGUGAUCCGCUGCUGGUGACCAAUCCUCCACUGCGAUAGUAUCUCUGGACACAGUCAACACUUGACUUCACCUCCGACCGUGUUUCAUCUCUUGCGUCUACCUCAACACGACACGGUUUUUUAGAAGAAGCCAGCUCUAACUUAUACUUAUAUAAUUGUUGGUUUAAAGACGACUUAAGCUACCCUCUUGGGAAAAUGUCAGAUUUCGACAGCAACCCGUUCGCGGACCCGGAGAUCGGCAGCCCAUUUCAGGAUCCAUCAGUGACACAAGUACGACAGGCUGUUCCUCCAGGGUUGGAGGAGUAUAAUCCCUUCACAGAUGCCAAACCAACGCCUGGGGGUAUGGCGCCCAAGACAACGGCACCCACAAUCAACACACAACCUGCCAUCAUGAAACCCACAGAGGAGCCUCCGGCCUACUCGCAGCCUCAGGAGCAGUCCGGAGCUGCUGCUGAGCUGCUGAGGAGACAGGAGGAGCUGGAAAGGAAGGCUGCAGAGCUUGACCGCCGGGAGAGAGAGAUGCAGUCACUCAGUGCUUCAGGAGGCAGGAAAAACAACUGGCCUCCCCUCCCAGAGAAGUUCCCUGUGGGUCCCUGUUUCUACCACGACAUCACAGUGGACAUCCCUGUCGAGUUUCAGAAGACGGUUAAGAUUAUGUACUACCUCUGGAUGUUUCACACUGGGACACUGCUGGCUAACAUGGUGGGCUGCCUGGCCUGGUUCUGUGUGGAUACAUCACGUGGGGUGGACUUUGGCUUGUCUAUCCUCUGGUUCAUGCUCUUCACACCGUGUUCCUUCGUCUGCUGGUACAGACAACUUUAUGGAGCAUUCAGGAGUGACAGCUCGUUCAGGUUUUUUGCUUUCUUCUUUGUGUACAUCUGUCAGUUUGGCAUCUACGUUAUCCAGUGUAUCGGCAUCACUGGUUGGGGCGCCAGCGGGUGGAUCUCAGCUUUGACCGGCCUGAAUCGCAGCAUCCCGGUGGGGAUUAUAAUGAUCCUCAUCGCUGCUCUCUUUACCUCACUGGCUGUCAUGUCCCUCGUCAUGUUCAAAAAGGUCCAUGCCAUGUACCGUACCACCGGUGCCAGCUUUGAGAAGGCUCAGCAGGAGUUUGCCACAGGCGUCAUGUCCAACAAGACGGUCCAGACGGCCGCUGCUAAUGCUGCCUCCAGGGCUGCACAAGGAAACUUCAAGGAGCAGAUCUGAUUGACCCAGAGAGCUUGCUCAUCUCUCCGUCCAACCCAUACCAGCCCCCCUCUUCCUCCUCUGCUCACACCCAGCUUCCACUUGAGCCAAUUGCCCUGUUUGAACACAUGGAGAGUCCCCCCGCAGCCUUCUGACAAUAUCAAAGUGGUUCGUGUGAGGGCACCCAUCCAGUCACCCAUGAUCUGUAAUCUCAGUACAACCACUGGAAACAGGAUUCAAACAGGGCCACAGCUCUCAUCACAGACUCUGGGCCCCCCUCACCUACGCUGCACUCCUACCACUCAACCAGCGUGCUCAACUUUAUUUUCCUCUGUGUGAGUUUGUGUCUGUGUGUGGCCAACUAAAUGAAUGUUUGUGUGCCUCUUUAAAUGUUGGGUCUGUCCUCUGUAGGCAGAUUCAAAUGUAGCUGAACUAAGUCUGACUUUUUAACGUUUCCUGGGCAUUUUCCACUACGUGUUCUCCCUAGCAUCGCUGACUUCCUGUGUGUCUAUCACUACUUCUCGUUUUUGAAUUAAUUUAUUAUUGGUCAAAUGGAAGUCAUGUAGUACUCACUCACUGUUGGUUAAUGCACACGCAGCAGCAUUCUCUGAUUAGUUUUGCUGUUUUCCAUGAGUACAUAACUUAACACUGCUGCCCCCUGGUGGAGUGAUCAUGUAUUGUUGAAGAUGAAUGCUGUGCAUUCCCAUUCACUGCCUUUGCCUUCUUCUACUUUCUGCUUUCCUCUUGAAUUUGGUUUUUAGAAAGUGUGUAGUCUUACUUAAAAUGAUACGUCACCCAAAAUCCUCUUUGGUAAGUAUCAAACACUCCCCCUGUAGACUGUAGGGCUACUGAUGAUUUUCAAUAUCCAAUAAUCUGCUAAAGACAUAUAUUCAAAUUAAAUUAAUCCUUUUUCAAUCAGCAAUAGAAAAACCCCUUCCAUCAAUUGUGGUGAUCGCCUGACUUUUCCUCUAGCGCCACCAUAAGGUUUAUGUUUGUAGUUCUGGUGUAAUAUCUCAACAGAUUCUCAAUGGAUUGCAGUGACUUUUAAUUCAUAUAAUCAUGUCCCACUUAUGAUUCAUUGUAAUCAGUUUGAUCCCUUAAAUUUUCAUCAUCAUCAUCUCUAAAUACCAAAUCAUUCAAUAUGUUGGUUUAUGACCAAAUACCUACAAAACUAAUGACAUUCCCAUCAGCCUUUGCUGCUAAGUGCUCAGCAAUAGCAUGUUGGCAUUGUUGUUGUGAGCAUAAUAUGUUGACGUUGUAGAGCUAGUAUGGAUGUAGUGUCCUAGUCAUGUUGCUUGGAAAUAGGGUUGGGUAUCAUUUAAAUAUUGCUAUGAGUACCAAUACCAGUACCCUUAAAGUGAUACCAGUACAGUACUUCAUUUGAUAAUUUUUUUUCCCACUAUAUUCAGUGCCUGUCAUAUGAAAGGAAGUAUUUAGCUGCAUAAAAUGGCACCAUCCUUCUGCACAUUAUGGUGGCAUCUGGGCACGCUGAACUGCCAACUCCAUCAAAUACACGGUGCUUACAUUCACCGUACAUACGCAGACUGUACAGGUUAUAGUUGUGGCGUUAGAGGGCCAGUUGAAGAACGCUUGCGGUGAUUGGCUGCAAGCAAAACAGUACAAAUAGUCAUGUUUUUUCUAGACUUGGGAACAAAAAGGAUCAAAUACAGGUAUUGUUUGACUGGAGAGGUUGAGAAGUACUUGGUACUGGGUUAUUUCAGUGAUACCCUGGCGGUAUCGAUUACCGAUACCCAGCACUACUUGGUAAAUGAAUAAUUAAUCAAUCAAUUGACUAAUAGAUUAAUUGUUUAAGAUCCAGUACUAAAGCCUGUAGACUUGACAGCACAGUGGCGGUAGAGAUACAAGAGACAAAGGAGAAGUAAUAUUACUCUGCAAAGUGGUAUGAGAUGUGAUUUUUUUUUUUUAACCAAUUGUGAACAUUUUACUGUUUGAAUCUGUUUUAACGAACUAAAUUCAACUACAAAACUACAGCCUUUUAACAACUACCUGUGUCACCUACAAGCACUGUUUGAUACUCGAAAGAUUUUGGGUGAACUGUCACUUUAAAGUUUGCUUUCAAGUAUUUAUCUGCUUGAAAUCUUUUGCCUAUAAUGUUCUACAUAUCCAUGGUGAAAUUACUCCAAGUUGCACUUUAAAUCUCAGAUUCUUUGUCUGCACACUGUAAUCUGUGCUAAUGGAAGGAUAUUUCUAAUAACGGCCUCUCGCCUUCCUGCUCAUUAGUGUCAGUACAUAGUUUAACAUAUGUUCCACGCACCAGCUGAGUUCAGCAUAGUUUUCACACAAAGCCUACCUUUUUAAUGUCAUCUCAGAAAGAAAUUAAUUCACGGCACUGUUAACAUACGGGAAGAGAUCCACUACUCUGUAUAUACAGCUGCAUGUUUAUACAGUUUGUUUUUUUGAAGAGGAAAGUGUAACUUGUCUCCAGCUUUUUCCUGUCUUACAGGAGACUUACCUCAGUUUUACUCAGGAUGUACUCUUCACUUGCAUGACGAGGUUAAAAAAAAAAAGAGAUUGUAUUAAAUUAGACUCUAACUGGCUCCUGUUUUUAAAAUAGAUGUGCUGUAAAUCAAUAUAUUGCAAUAAAAAUGACUUUAAAAAGAUGAUUUAAAAAAAUGGGCCAGUAAUGUUGAUGUAAUGCUCUGAUAACUGCUUGCAUAUUCAUAAUUAGCCAACUGGAUUGACGAUCACUGAACUCCAGCAAUCAAAUCAGAAGAUUCAUUCUUGUUAGGUCUCUUUAAUUUCAGUAUGUGGUCAUUAAAAAUUUCAAAUGCAUUUUACAUGCUGAGAUGUCCUUGAAUGUGUCUUUUUCUUCAUACUUUGUGUUACUGCAGCAGGAGCUGCGAUGCGGUUUCCACAGUUUGAAUGUGUCUGAUCUCUUUUGUCUGAUGUGUCUCAUGUUUAAGCCAGUUAGGCCUUUGUAUGUAUUUGAUGUGUAGGAGUGUAAAUAGAGGGGAUCAGCCUUUAAGUCUUAAAUCUGUGUGCAGGGCAGAGUCUGGCUGUGGGUCUGGGAUCCUUCUUGACUUUCGGGAGACUUUCUUUUUUUUUCUCUUCUUCUUUUUUUUUCUUUUUAAGCUUCCUGCAACAUGCCUUGUUUUGCUUUUUGUCCACUUCUUUUUUUUCCCACACUGGCUUAAUAUGAACCAGUGCAUGCGUAUUCCUGAGUACAUUUAUGUACAAAGCAUCAUGAGAUUAUUCCUUUAAAAAGAAUCAAACUGAGUGGCACUUACAGUAUUUUGCUGUUUCUUUUUGAUUUGCUAAAUGUGAGAAAGGCGUUAGAUCGCAAUGCAAUGUGAACUGUGUGACGUACUGUAGAUGGGCUGUGGCUUUAAGCUGUGCUUUAUAAUCAACAUGGUUUGUGGUAGAAACACUGACAAUGAAAUUAAUUCAUUAGCAUCUCUAACAAUAAAUCCUAAUUAAAUUAUUGUAAAGACAUAGUAAGGGAUGUUUGUAUAUUUUGUACGAUUUACAGAUGGUUGGCUAUUUGCUCUAAAUUUGUGUAAUGCUAAGAUGCACUCUGGUUUGACCUUCAGUCGCAUGUUGAGUAGUUUUGAGUUUUGUAUAUUUAUUGUAUUAACACUGAAUAAAAUUCUUCUUCUAUAUGUGUGUUUCA